Messenger RNA from Daldinia caldariorum, 739 nucleotides. RefSeq lists its product as uncharacterized. The transcript has 7 exons. Gene Ontology annotation, cellular component: actin cortical patch; actin cytoskeleton; cytoplasm. Gene Ontology annotation, biological process: actin filament depolymerization; cell motility; actin filament severing. Gene Ontology annotation, molecular function: actin filament binding. Lineage: Eukaryota; Fungi; Ascomycota; Sordariomycetes; Xylariales; Hypoxylaceae. The record is from RefSeq and is a predicted model, not a curated record. Bases 162 to 623 code for a protein of 153 amino acids.
CUUUCUAUUGUUGUCCUAAACAUCCAUCGCAUUUAUUUACAAAAACCUGACCCUCCCUCAUCCGAGACCCUCCCUAGGUGGAUUAAGUCACAUUCAGCGAUUCAUGUUACUUGUCUUCGGAAUCUCAUUUGGUACCGGUGUAGUUCAAGCAUAUCGCCAAAAUGUCUCAAUCAGGAGCGACAGUCUCGCAGGAGUGCAUCACUGCAUACAACGACCUUAAGCUUGCGAAGAAGCACAAGUACGUCAUCUUCAAGCUGUCGGACAACAACCGGGAGAUCGUCGUCGAGGAGGCUUCUUCGGAUAAGGACUGGGAAACCUUCCGCGAGAAGCUCAUCAACGCUACCACCAAGACCAAGUCUGGCGCUACCAGCAAGGGUCCCCGAUACGCCGUCUACGACUUCGAGUACAGCCUUUCCAGUGGAGAAGGCUCGCGAAACAAGAUCACCUUCAUCGCAUGGUCGCCCGAUGAUGCCAACGUUAUGGCUAAGAUGGUGUACGCCUCGUCGAAGGAGGCCCUGAAGCGUUCCCUUACCGGUAUUGCCAUCGAACUGCAGGCCAACGACCAGGACGACAUCGAAUACGACACAGUACUAAAGGUGGUCAGCAAGGGUCUGGCCGGUUAAGCGCCCCCCUUCCCGACCACCAACCCCCCGGGAAGCCCUGAGAGCAGCUGGGGGGGAAGGCAAAGGUUGCUGAGGAUCAAUUACUUGAGGAGGGGCACUUGCGUGCCAAGGAUCCA